GGUAUGUGGAACGCAUGGUGGUUCUUGGGGUGGUGAAAAGUUGGUUGCCGCAACUAUCGAGGAAUUGUGCUUCUCUGUGUGAUCUACUUGCUGUGUAUGUCCAGUCACAUUUGGUUUGACUUGGCUUGCAACUACAUUGUGACUUUGAUUGAUGCUAUCGAAGGCGCGUGUGAACGAUCCCGGAGUCAAGUAGCUGGGAUAAGUGAGCUCGAGGUACUGGUGUUACUGGUGUUACUUGGGUAUUCGUCCAUUCCGUCUAUCUGUCUACCUCGGAAGUACGGAGUUGCAUCGGGCAUUACGACUUUGAAGAGCUACCACGGUGACGGUUGUGGUGCUUCGGCUGUCCGUAUUGUUGCAGCGAACGCCAGUCCGGGAUUGCCGGAGAGGGUUGGACAUCGUGGCCAGAGACCGGUGGUGCGUUCUCCGAUGAUAUGGCGGGCCAUGGGGAUGGUUGAUACUAUGGCGGCAGCGACCGUAAUUGUGGCGGUAAUGGACGUGACUAUGGAGGAUACCGAGUUUACGGUGGAGGACAUCGUGGUUAUGAGAGUGACCGGGGUGAUGGAGGUGACAGGGGCUAUGAUGGCGACCGAAGGACGAGAGUGUCCUUUUCCAAGACAUAACGCGCAACCCUCGAUGUCGACAAGUCGGGGUGAUGGGAGUCCUACGCGUACUAGUGGGAACAGGCGUCAGACUGUAGAACCAUUGGUGUCGAAAGUAGCCGAGAUCGGCAAGAGUGUUGCAGCGGUUUGUCAAUACGUGGAGUUGGAGCAACGGAAAAGGGCGGCGAAAGAGCGCAGGAAGGCGGAGCGGAAAGAAGUGGAGGAACGAGCUGAGGCUGAACGAGCAGCAGCGACACUGAGCAAGAAAAAGAAGGAAGAACAAGCACGUAAGGACGCGGAAGCUAAGGAAGAGCUGCACAAAAGUUUGGACGGCUGUGCGGUAGGAGAAUUGCGUGAAGAUGUGCGGGAGGACGUUCCGCAAGAGAUCCGCAAAGCAAUCAAUGAGUUAUGCAUGGCUGUCGCUCGCGGGAAGCAGAAGUGGAUCCCGUUGAGCCUGCGGAGGGGAGCAGCGAUAGUAAAGCGCAAACGUGGAGCGGAGGUGGAUAUCGAAGGCAGUCCUCCGAUGAAAUUGCCCCCCAAGCGCACACCAAGGCGUGCGGCACGAGGUAUCGGUGGAUCAGGAAGGCUGACAAGAUCGAGGGCGCGCACACAGAAGGCCGCCACGCCGAAGAAGACGCCACCGUCAAUACGUAAGAAGACCCCGGCGACCAUUGGGGUAGUCGGGAGAUUGAGAUUCGAGAAGCGGGUUCUUAACGACCUGAAGAAUCUUGACGCUCUCGUUCUGCAGAACAUAUGUAAGGAUAAUGGUAUUCCUUACAAUGGAAAGAUUGAAGCGAUUUUUGACAUCGCUGCGCACCGUACACACGUUGCGUAUGAGACUGAUAAUGACGAAGAGGUUAUUGCUCCACCUGUGGUGAGUGCAGAUGCAAGUGCCGAUGAGGAUCGUGAGGAGGAGGAAGGGUGAUGCGCCCUCAGUAUUGCCGACUUGUGGUGCAUUGUUCAAUGCUUGACGAAGUUACGUACUCUGAUUGAUGGCGUGGAUGCUCGUGUUGAGGAGUUGUUAAGACUUGCGGUUGUGAACUUGUCUCUGUAUGGGGUCAUACGUUGGACUCGUAAAUGUAUUGAUUCG
Chara braunii is the source of this 1689-nucleotide messenger RNA. The record is from the annotation of a GenBank genome assembly. NCBI's taxonomy places the organism in Eukaryota, Viridiplantae, Streptophyta, Charophyceae, Charales, Characeae.